Molecule: messenger RNA, 429 nt
Organism: Megalobrama amblycephala (Wuchang bream)
Lineage: Eukaryota; Metazoa; Chordata; Actinopteri; Cypriniformes; Xenocyprididae
Gene: atp5mk
Product: ATP synthase membrane subunit k
Exons: 4
Coding region: 139-315 (58 amino acids)
Source: RefSeq, a predicted model, not a curated record
AAAAGCGAUUGACGUGAGUGUCAUCCAAUGAGCACAGUUCAUUCAAGCUAUCACCGCGAAGGUGGGGUUUCCUCAAAUCACUCACUUUCCGGCGUCUCCAUUGAAGGGCACCAGUUUGCUUGAUUGCGCACAGAAAUCAUGGGUGGACACGACGCUGGAACUCAACACCAGUUCACUGGCAUCGCCAAGUACUUCAAUUCAUACACCAUCACUGGCAGGAGGAAUUGUGUGUUGGCCACAUAUGCCAGCAUCGCUGCCAUUAUCCUCUUCUUCAAAUUGAAGCCCAAGAAGCAAAAGGCUGUGACAUCAAGUUAAUUUAUAGAUGUUUUGUGAAUGCAGAAUACAUGGAGGGGAAGCUGGAUGUCCUUGUUUUGACCACAUAACUUCAGUUUAACUAUGUAAAGAAUAAAAAAAAACACACCCAACAAA